AUGGCAGACUUUAUGAGAUCGUCGAGUUUUCUACCAACGAUAAAAUGUUCGAGUUGCGCGAGGGAUAUUCAAAUUGCAAUGAUGGGGGAGCAUAUUUGCUCAGGCCCUCCUUCUGCUGGAGAACCGACACCACCACUUGAUUUAAAUAAUACUUUCGACAGGAUGCCAUAUAAUCAGCAAUCAUAUUCCAAUGGAUCGAAUCUUUUGAAACCAGGAAGGACAAUGCCUCCGAGGGUUGAUACAUCUGCUGCGAAUCGUCCAUUCUUCCAACAAGAUCAAUUGACACCAGCGAGUAGCGCAUCUCCCUCUCGAAGUGCUUCACCAUUAACUCCACACGAUCGCCUUCGAUUACCAUUCGGAAAAUCUUCGCGCGCUAACGAUUCUUCACCUGUACAAAGACCUAUUUCCCCAGCUCUAUUAUCAUCGAAUCUUGACUCUGCUUUCCCCCGUUUUCCUACACCAAAAGUAACGGGAUCACCUAGACUUAAGAGUGCAUAUGGCGCCCACUCGCCGAGAAUUGAACAGACGGAUCCAAUGAUGUUCGCAUCCCCCAAUUCAAAAGCCUACAUGAAUCCAAACGUUGUUGGAAGUGUUGCGUCUUUACAAAAAGUCGUUACAAAUACCCCAGGACCGUUUGCGAUUGACUCAAGAAAGGUUCCUAGUCAUGAAGAACUGCCAAUGUACAAUAGAAAACCUAGUAUGGGACGUCCCGGUGACAUAAUUUCACCACCUUUGACUGCGGAGCCUGAACAUAUCGAUCGAACACUCUCGACAAGCUCGGGUCAUUCUAGAACUUCAACAAAUAGCUCGAAUCAUAAUUUCCCAAUGCCACCACGCAACAAAGGAUAUGGUAUUCUAUCACCUGAAGUGCGAGAAGAUACUCAGGAAUCCUGGCGUCAAGAAGCUAUAAGAUCACAAACAUUUCCUCGACGAAAGGAAAGUUUAGAUUUUCAUGCGUCACGUAGAAAUCAAUCGAUAUCAAGUCAUAGGUCACGAGAAUCGAAUGACAGAGGACGGAAAACAUCAAUCUCUGGUCCUGAUACAUCAAGAGCAUUACCACCGCGAGGCGCAAGUCUCAUCAGAGGAAGAUCAGGACAUCAAGCUGGAGAUCUUCCACCAUUACCCAAUAUCAACUUGGAAGCAGAAUUUGGUGCUAAUAAUCCAUACCAUUCGGCAUCUAAUUCUCAAUCAUCCACUCAUUCAUAUACUUCUUCCACUUCUGCAGGGAGUAAGAGUAGCUCACGGUCAAGCCCGCCAUCCACAGUGGAAAGCGAUUACCACAGGAGACAGCAAUCAAAUCCCAGAAUGUCUGAUCUCAUGUCUGAAAUUACUUCAUCAAUGGCACAUAUUUCACCACAUGAAAUGUACCCCAGACCAAGCGAUUUAGAACCAGUCAAAGAACAAGAACCAUACUCGCCUCUGAGUCCCGCCUUUCAAUCUCCAGAUUACGCCCCCAAUCCUGUCAAUCGCCUAUCGCCUACACCUCGUGUUCCCCCACCCGCGCCUCUCAAACCCCGCAAUCGUGACCCCUCACCUGCGCCACUGAAUCCUCGAUUACGAAAUCUUUCACCAGCCCCUAUGAACGGUUUCCAAAGAUCUCACACAGCUCCACUCCUCGAUCAGAACAAACCUCUACCCGCUCCUCGCCGCCCCGCCACUUCAAAAGGUAAUUGCAAAUCUUGCACGCUUCCCAUAAAAGGCAAAUCCGUAUCUUCAGCAGAUGGACGUCUAACUGGUCGCUAUCAUAAACCAUGUUUCGUAUGCACAACUUGUCGAGCUCCGUUCCUCACCUCGGAAUUCUACGUUCAUAAUGAUGCGCCAUAUUGUGAACAUCAUUAUCAUCAAUUGAAUAAUUCAAUGUGCUCUGGUUGUGAUAGGGGUAUCGAGGGACAAUAUUUGGAAAGCGAGAAGAAGGAGAAGUUUCAUCCAAGCUGUUUGAAUUGUGCGGAUUGUAAGAGAAAUUUGAGACACGAUUAUUUUGAGAUGGGUGGAAAGAUUUAUUGUGAGCGGGAUGCUUUCAGGAGAGCACAGGAAUCACGCAAAGGAGGCUUGGGUGCUGGACUGGGUGCGGAAACGACGAGGAUGGAAAGGAGAACUACGAGAUUAAUGAUGAUGUAG
Molecule: messenger RNA, 2118 nt
Organism: Botrytis fragariae
Lineage: Eukaryota; Fungi; Ascomycota; Leotiomycetes; Helotiales; Sclerotiniaceae
Product: putative lim domain-containing protein
Exons: 3
Coding region: 1-2118 (705 amino acids)
Source: RefSeq, a predicted model, not a curated record